AUGAAUGCAGGAAAGAGCUCCCGGACCUUCAACCACUUUUUUCCUCCCAAAAUCAGCACGGUUAUUUUACUUCACGGGUUUGUGGGGCGCGGGAGGGCUGCCAACAUGACCAUGAGCACCGUGAUGAGCUGCCUGGAAGGGUCCCCCCGGGGAAAGGCUGCCGGCUAUUCCCCCGGCGCAUUCCUCUCGUCCAGCCUUGCAGGGGGCAAGAUUUUGCACCCCUCGGAGCUGCUCCUGAACUGGCCGGAGUCCUGGUACGUUGCCCCCCCCGACGAGGGAGAGGGGGAGGGUUGCGCCUGCAUCGAGCCUGCGUGUAAUGCGGGGGAGUGCUGUGACAUCAUCGGGUUGAAUCCGGAGGGGGGGGCUAAAGACGAGGACUGCAGCGAGGGGGGAGGCGAGUUUGAGAAGGAGGAUCCUUCAGGGGGGGUCGUUGAGCCCGAGGAGGCCUGGGUGCUCGGCUGGACCGCAGACUGCCCCCCCCUCGAGGGGGAGCGCUGCGGGGUGUCUCAGGCCAGGCUUGGUUUCGGGGGGGGAGCUCUCCAGUGCCAGGCGAGCGUCCUCUUCCGCGCUCUGGUGAGCACUCGCGCGAGCAUGCACUCCAAACUGCGCAGCCGACCGAUAAGCGCGGUGGUCAGCGACUGGCAGAUGAAGUGGAACUGGGACCUGGUUCUUGACAAGGUCAGCGAGCUCAAUAAGCGCUGGGCGGAGCACAAUGGGGGGGGGGCAAAGCGGGGGGGCGGGUCCCCCAGGGGGGGGGUUGUCGCGCAGUGGUGGAAAGGCGUCAGGAGGACCGAGGCGGGGGGGAAGCUUACCUGGCGGGUGCUUGCCAGCGGUAGCUGGGAAGUGUGGUGAUAGCUUAUGGAGGUGGGGAUAGCUUAUGGUAGACUGAGUUUGGGAGUCCCCUUUGAAGGACGUCAAGCACGCACCUUGACUUGGUGGGGGCUUCUGUCGUUCCGUCAGAAGCACUCCAAGAUUUUCUUCUGUCAGAAGUGUUGGAGGUGGGAAAGAGCCUGACUGAGGUGCAUGGAGCUGGGAGGGGGUGCAAAAUCAUCCUUGUGUGUUGCUUAUUUGAGCGCAAAGGUGGUAAUUAAGCGUUGAGAAAGAGCAGCGGAAGGAAACGCUACAGUCAAAGAUUGAAGACGGUCUUCAGGGAGUCAGGUCGACACAUGUACAAUAGAAAGGUGCAUAAAGGUUCAUCCUUGAAGACAGGAUAGUACUGCUAGUGUAAUUGGAUAUCUCAGAUUAGUCUUGACAGCAUAGCGGGUAGCUUUAUCCAUGUAAGAAGGUUCUUCUUGAAUGCAAACUAUUGUGGGCAGGUUUCCUUUUAAGAAUAGUCGAUCAGAGUGAAAGAACUUAUAUGGUGUAUGAAAUGGAACUAGCGAGAUCAAGUCCGGGGACUUGACCUCCACCAGCGUCAGACUUCACCGAGGUAGCUGGAACAUGACAGUUUGUCUAGAUAGCGUUGACGGUUUGAAGAUGAUUGCUAGGUUAAUCUAAUCGCUUCUAUUUGGUCCUUCAGAAGUGCUAUUGACCUUAGCUUUUAUAAAAGCCAGAUAACGACCAAAG
Klebsormidium nitens is the source of this 1566-nucleotide messenger RNA. NCBI's taxonomy places the organism in Eukaryota, Viridiplantae, Streptophyta, Klebsormidiophyceae, Klebsormidiales, Klebsormidiaceae. The record is from the annotation of a GenBank genome assembly.